CAGACUAGGAGGAGCGAUCAUUCGUCGUCGACCCGCCAAACAGGCAUAACGUCGUCAACAGCCAGAGACCGGAGCGUGGCGCGAUCGCUUGAGAAAAUAUCUACGUUUUUCUCUUAGUGUUUGGUAUUUUGUUUAUAUUUUUCUACCCUUGCGUGUUAUAUUAACGCCAAAUUGAUAAUUAACAGUUAACAAGCGCGCGUUCAACGUCUGCGUGUGCAACAAAACAACAUUGAAUGUCAAAUUAGUGUCACAUAAGAGCAAGACAAUAUUUGUUGAAGUCAAUAGAAGAUUUUUGCUGUUGUUAAAUUCAAAUGCCGGUUGAUGGGACAAAGCCCAUAUAAAAUGCUAUUUAAAAAAUAUCCACCACACAACAUAAAAUCAAUUUAAAAUAAACCAACCAAGCACCUCACUGCUCCACACAUUUUGUGCUGUAAUGAAGUGAACGACACGCAUCAGACGCGUGAUCAGUGCCUGUGUAGAUAAAGAAAAGUCAAAAGAAAAAUCGGUGAAAAAGAAAUAAUAAUAAAAUGGUGCUCCUCAGUUAGCGACUCUACACUACACUACACUCUUGUGAUAAUACAUAUUAAUAAAAAAAAAUAAAAGAAAACCAGUUCCUGUAAAGUCAAACAACUACUGCUCUUUGCCGCCGCCCUUGCCUAGGAAUUUCAUUUUUCUAUGCACCACCAAAGUUCGUGUAACCCAGAAUACCAAGCAACCAGUCAAAGUUGUCAUUGCUUCAAUGCACCUUGAGGCGAAAAUAUUUUUCCUCUAAAGAAGCAACAAAACACAAACUAAGCAAAAGAGAAAACAAAACAUUCUCCUCUGAACUGUGAUUAGCCAACAAAGCAAUUUUAUAGCCGUCUUCCUAAACGUACCUACCUUUAAUUUGAAAAAGGUUGUAUGUUUCAGCGUGUGUGUGUGUGUGUGUGUGUGUGUGUGUAUGUAUGCUGAUUGUUUUGAGUGAGUGCUGAGGGUGAUAAGUAAUCUUUAGCCCAAAGGCAAUAAUAACAUCACAAGUCAAAUACCGAAACUAAUGAUCCAGCUUAUUGUGUGACAAUUAUCAUCGGUGUGACCGUACGACCUGUACUGCGCUGUGCUGCCUGCCUGCUUGGACUUAGGCUAAUUUGUCCGAAGCGAAGAGAAUUUACGUCGUAUACUGCUACCAUAUCAAGCUAAGGCAUCACCAUGAUUUCCCACAGUCCACCCAUCUUUAGCCAUAGUCCGCCUGUCAGUUUCCUAGCAGACUUCAUGAAUAAUCGUCAGAGUUUAAAUUGUAAUGAUGAACACAAUCGAGCAUCACGCUUUUGUCGCCCUCCGGUUAUAACAUUGGCCUCCAAGGCCAUGGUAAAUAACGCCCAUCAACGUGUAGCUAGUCCCAGUUUCGGUGGUCCCACAUCGAAUAGUGCCAACAAUCGUCCGAAUUCCAAUACAAAUAGUUAUAGUACAACAAAUAUCAUGCCAGAAAUGGGUCGUCGUCUAGGACGAAUGAAUUCGACACCACUUAUGUCGACCAUGCCUAAGUCAUGUUUGCGCCGUAAAUCCUGCCUUCAUAAAUCCUCACAGGAAACUGUUGAAAUUACAGAUAAGGACACCAAUACGAAUGAAACACCGCAGUGCGAAACAAACAAAAGCCAUCCCCGUAAGAAAGUGAUUUUCGCCGAUGAUGAGGGCCUUUCGCUUACACAAGUUCGUGUCAUGUCGGAACCAUCGAAUGUGCCGCCAUAUUGGAGUGUGAAAUUUUUAGAACAAAUCACUCAGGGUCUGGUAACACCCCAUCCAGCCGAUCAAUGGACGGUUGAUUUUAAACAACCCGCAUCGGACUAUUUAGUUUUUAGGCAAACCAUCGAACGUGAUUUUGUAUCUCUGGAAAAUGUCAUUGUUAAAGAUGAAGAGUCCAUUGUUGUGGGCACUGUAAAAGUUAAAAAUAUUUCAUUCACUAAGGAGGUAAUCGUACGCGUAACCUGGGACGAUUGGAAGAGUCAACAGGACAUAUUCUGCACCUACAAUCGUGCUUAUGGCCCGGCAACUUCGGCUCAUGUUGUAUUCGAUACAUUUUCUUUUAAAAUCACAUUGCCCCCAUCUUCGAGCCGCUUGGAGUUCUGCAUAUGUUUCCGAGCUGAUGGUAACGAAUUUUGGGACAACAAUGGUGGCAAGAACUACACUAUUUCCAAGCGUUCACCCUUUUACUACAAUGCGCUUUCGCCGUAUGAUAAAAAUAACUCAUCGUCCUUACGCAAUUCCUCUUCUUGCCAAAGCCAAGUAAGAUCCGCAUUGACUGCAGCUCUGGCCAAUAAAUCAACUCUAGAUACUACUCAAAGUUGGCAAAAUGAACCAAGUCCCUAUUGGUAAAGCGGUACACAGAAAAUGGCAAUAACACUUUAAAAUGUUAUGAAAAACAACACUAUAUAGAAAAACAACUGUACGAUUAAAGCUUUAGAUAUUCUGAAAGGACUUUGAAGUUUUAGUCCUUCGAGCUUUAGAGCGGUUCAUACGUCCCGUUAAACUUAAGAGUAUGCUGCAAUAAGAGAAUACUUUGUGUGUUUAUUCAAAACGUAAGAGGGGCUAAGUAGCCAUAAAGAAAAUUAGGAUAGAUCUAAGGUGUUUUAAGGACAUCACCUGCCACAAAAAAAUGUCUUUCAAAGAUACAAGCAAGACUUUAAAUGUCAUCGAAGUUGAUCACAUAACUCGAUUCUUUAAGAAAUCUAGCACAAACCAUUGCCCUUGUGGCUCUAUGGAAUCGAAAAUCAUAGAAUGCUUUCAUUUGUCUGAAACAUUUGAUGCUUGAUUUCGGACUCUGCAAAACAGAUUUCAAACUUAGAAAAGAAAAAAAAACGAAAACUAUAGAUUUUCUUUUUUAAUACCAGAUUCAACAACAUAAUAAGCAUAACUAUUAUGCUCAAGAAAUUCUUCUUUAUACUUGGCCAUGAAAACUAUUGCACAAGCUUUCUCCACAGGUCAUCCACAACAAUUUUACCAUAAGGAUUAUUUGGAGGUGUUCUUAUGUCCUGUCUUAUGCAGCUUUGUAAUUCGAUAUUUAGUGGUGCUAUUGAACAUUUUCAGUUGAACAGUUUUUUAUGAUAAAAUGUUGACCAUUGAAAUAUACCGUUACAACUUGGAAAUGUUAAAAAGUAUAUGUCGUGUCGUUUUACAACUGUACUAUAGCACCAAACACUGAAUAAUCCUUUAUAUUCCAUAACACAACUAAAUUCACCAACACCUCAUCACUUCAACGAACGACUUCGUGUGCCCGGAUAUCAGAAUCAACCGGAUUUAUAGUAAAAUAAGUGUCUGGUUGCGAUGUAUCAACGAACGAAGUACAUUCGUUUACGUGAAAAUCGUGUAUUUUGCAAGUAGCUGACAACAAUGUGUGUUGUUUUUUCGGGUACUUAUCAUUCAUAUGCCCAAACGGAGCGGAACUACUUUGCAGAGAAGUUUAACACAGCAUCAGUGAGAGGAUAACCACCGCUUAUAAUUUUUUCUGGCAUUCUCGCAAGUAUUCACAUGCAGACGUUUAGCAUAAGAUGAGGAUAUAGUUACCUCUGCGCCACGGUGGCCUCCCGCAUUGAGCUUAAAAUUCAAUUGGCCAGCCCUCAUUGAUAUGAGAGAAGUAUUCUGGCUGUUCUUUAAUGGUAGACUUUUAGCGGUUAAUUUAUCAGAAACUAUUGUCCAUGUAAAGUGUUGUGGUGAAAGCAAAGCCCUGUGUUCAAUAUUCAUAAGCUCUGUUAAGUAAAGGUUUAUAUUUCUAUGGGACAUUUGAUCACUUGAUGUCUGAAUAUUUGGGUAUUGAGGAAAACUACAGAUAUAUCUGGUUUUCCAAUAAGGACUUGACAUCUUUUUUUUAAUAAAACGGAAACCAUUUGAGAUAUUUCAAAAACUU
Stomoxys calcitrans (stable fly) is the source of this 3877-nucleotide messenger RNA. It is a transcript of the gene Gbs-70E, whose product is annotated as protein phosphatase 1 regulatory subunit 3C. Gene Ontology annotation, molecular function: glycogen binding; protein phosphatase 1 binding. Gene Ontology annotation, cellular component: protein phosphatase type 1 complex. Lineage: Eukaryota; Metazoa; Arthropoda; Insecta; Diptera; Muscidae. The transcript has 5 exons. The coding region runs from base 1186 to 2349 and encodes 387 amino acids. Gene Ontology annotation, biological process: regulation of glycogen biosynthetic process. The record is from RefSeq and is a predicted model, not a curated record.